This is a messenger RNA of Cucurbita moschata (crookneck pumpkin), 1025 nucleotides long. Its product is annotated as L-ascorbate peroxidase, cytosolic-like. The transcript has 10 exons. Gene Ontology annotation, biological process: response to reactive oxygen species; cellular response to oxidative stress; hydrogen peroxide catabolic process. Lineage: Eukaryota; Viridiplantae; Streptophyta; Magnoliopsida; Cucurbitales; Cucurbitaceae. Bases 81 to 830 code for a protein of 249 amino acids. The record is from RefSeq and is a predicted model, not a curated record. Gene Ontology annotation, molecular function: heme binding; peroxidase activity.
UUUUGCGCUGUUUCGUGCCAUUUUUGUAAAAGAAUUCUCUCCGUUCCAUUUAGCGCUUUCAAGUUUGUAGGAUCUCGGCUAUGGCGAAGAACUAUCCGCCUAUCACCCAGCAAUACGAGGCGGCUGUCCUGAAGGCGAGGAGGAAGAUUAGAGCUCUUGUUGCUGAAAAGCAUUGUUCUCCACUAAUGCUUCGUCUCGCAUGGCACUCCGCCGGAACGUUUGACGUUAAGACUAAGACGGGAGGUCCCUUCGGCACGAUGAAUCACGCAGCGGAACUCGCUCAUGGCGCUAACAAGGGCCUUGACAUCGCUGUUAAGCUGUUGGAGCCGAUUAAGGAACAGGUGCCGAUCCUUUCGUACGGUGACUUCUACCAGAUCGCCGGGGUUGUUGCUGUUGAAGUUACCGGCGGACCCGAGAUUCCCUUCCAUGCUGGCAGAGUGGACAAGCCUGAGCCUCCGCCCGAAGGCCGCCUCCCCGAUGCCGUAAAAGGAUGUGAUCAUUUAAGGGAGGUUUUCUACGCAAUGGGUCUCAGUGACAAGGAUAUCGUUGCUUUGUCUGGUGCUCACACUCUGGGAAAAGCUCACAAAGAUCGAUCUGGAUUUGAAGGACCAUGGACAACCAAUCAUCUCGUCUUCGACAACUCUUACUUCAAGGAGCUUUUAUCUGGAGAGAAGGAAGGGCUUCUUCAACUGCCAUCUGAUAAGGCGCUUCUCACCGAUUCUGUGUUCCGUCCCCUUGUUGAGAAAUACGCUGCGGAUGAAGAUGCGUUCUUUGCUGAUUAUGCCGAAGCUCAUCUGAAGCUCUCAGAGUUGGGAUUUGCCGAUGCUUAAAUGACUCAGAAGUUCAAACGCCGACGCUCGUCGUAUGCUUCAUAAAACUGGUUUUAGUUUCGUAUAAAUCGUUGGUUUUUGUUAUAAGGAUGUUUGUGUGUGUGGCUUUACACUCAUCACGCGCUUCGACGGUGUUAUAAUGAAAGCUAUAUACACAUUACAUUCCUCGUGAGAAAUAAUAUUUUUCACUAUGAA